Messenger RNA from Eruca vesicaria subsp. sativa (arugula), 1846 nucleotides. The record is from the annotation of a GenBank genome assembly. NCBI's taxonomy places the organism in Eukaryota, Viridiplantae, Streptophyta, Magnoliopsida, Brassicales, Brassicaceae.
AAACGAUCCGUCGUCUUCGUCGUCGUUGUUGACCCCCCUUUCAGCCAUAAAUUCAUUUCCUGCUUCCCUUCCUCGGUUUAAAGAUCUGAUUCUUCGUAUAUGUUGAUCUAACCUCAUCUCAUCCCUCAAAACCUUACACCUUAUCGGAUCCGAUGGAAUCACAAGACGACGUCACCAAUCCAAUCCCACCAUCUCCAUCCUGUAACCUCUGCGGAAGACUCAUCUCCCAAUCCACCACCCCCGACGAUCUCGAAAUCUUCAGCUUAUGCGGAGACUGCAAGUUCCUCCUCCUCCAAGACUUCGGCACCCCUCCUCCUUUAACCCGUCGCCAGACAGCUCGGAGGAGGAGGAUGAGGAUGAGAAGGAGAAGGCGAGGGAGCUCCUCCGAAUCCGUCUCCGAUCUCUCCACCCAACAGCAGUUCACUCAUUUGAUAAGUAUCGCAAGACAGAGCCUUGGUAAUGAAACUAGCUCUCACACAACGCCAACUGGUUCAACGAGAUGGAGGGUCUUGUCCGAAUCCGAAAGUGAAGAUCUUGAUAACUUGUCCAACGCUAGCUUUAGCCUCUACAGGUUUUCUUCGCUUGGUGACAAUGAUGCUGUUUCCUUUAGUGCUUACGGUGGAGAAGAGUCUGAGUCUGAUGAUGAUGUUGAGAGGAGUGAGAUUGAGUUUGAUACUGAUAUUGACCCUAUGCACGCUGGUGGUCCGAACCAGUGGAACUCUGACAGAGAGUGGGAGGAGGAGAGCAACAGCUCUGUGACUCGGUUUGAUUCACUUGACUUAGAGAGAACCUUUCGUCAAAGAAUCUUAGAGAGGAGACAAGCUUUGUCUCGCAACAUCUUCACUGGUUUGGAAGAUUCUCGCUUUCCCGUGGCGGAUUAUCUCGAUGAGAGAGGCUUUGAAGAGCUGCUGGAGCAGCUUGCUGAGUCUGACAACUCAAGAAGAGGUGCGCCACCUGCGUCUCUGUACUGCGUCAGGAAUCUUCCCAGGGUUAUCAUCGGAGAGGAAGGGCUAGAUUGUGCGGUCUGCAAGGAGGUUUUCUCCCUUGGGAAUGAAACUCUUCAGCUUCCGUGUCUUCAUCUGUAUCACGCUCAUUGUAUUGUACCUUGGCUUAGUGCUCGUAACUCGUGCCCGCUAUGUCGGUACGAGCUUCCAACAGAUGAUAAAGACUACGAAGAGCGGAAGCAGAAUGUGGUGGAAGAUGUGAGGGAGGAUAGCUCUGAUGAUGAUGAGGGCUCAGAAGCUGGGGAAGAGGAGGAUCAUAAUGAUGUGGUGAGAGGUGAGAGUGAGGCUGGUGUGAGCAGAGUUAGCAGAGGAAGAUGGCUAUUCCUUGCUGCUGCACCUGUUGUGAGUCUGGUGGGGGUUGUGUUGGCAAUGUGGCUUAGCAACCCACAGAGGAGGAAUAUAGUAUUGUCUAAUAGCCAAAGGGGAAACAGGACCAGAAGAUGGUUGCCGUUUUUCUAACAAGUGACGACCAUGGAAGUUCCACGUGUUGUUCCACAAUGUGUAUUCUUAUUACAGACCCUAAAAGAUGCUUGAGUUUAUGUUUGUUUGUUUCUGGACAUUGACUUGUGUUGUUUCCACAUGUUAGUUUAAUGGAAGCUUAACCAAAGUUGUGCUGUGUGUUGCAAGUAUUCUUGAUUUAACCAAAGUUAUAGUAAUCUUAGCUUUGGUUACCUUGUAUCGCCUCUUUUAAUUAUUUAGAUGAACUUUAAGAAGUGUUUCAAGCAUAGUUUGUUAAUGUUCUUCAGGUGGUUUAUAUUCUACUUUCUAACUGUUUGUUUGUAUUCUCUUUGAAUAUUUAUUCUUUUCUGCCUGUGCGGCCUUGUCUCCGCACCUGCUUGUUU